AUGCAUUUCAGAGGAUAUGUGUACUCUGAGGAAGAGUCUGAGAGUGAGAGAUUGAGGGAGGAAAGGAGGACCAAGAAGAGGAAUGACCCAUUAGUAGUGAGAGUGAAGCAAGGGGAGUUUGAGAUUGGAGUGAACCUUGUUCAAGAGGAGGGAAAUGGUUCUCCAAUGAAGAAGGAAGUGAUGAGACUGAGAGUGAAGAGGAAGGAGAAGAGGUGA
Molecule: messenger RNA, 216 nt
Organism: Microthlaspi erraticum
Lineage: Eukaryota; Viridiplantae; Streptophyta; Magnoliopsida; Brassicales; Brassicaceae
Source: the annotation of a GenBank genome assembly